UCGAAGGGGAGUUUUGCUAAUGGUGGAAUGAUUCCCUCUCUCUCUCUCUCUCUCUCUCAAUCCCUCUUCCCUCAUAAAAUAAAAUGAAAAAUGCAGUUCAGUGUUCAGCUUGAGCAUAACCACAGGGGGGAUGAUUGAUAGUUUAUCAUGAACUUAUCCGGCCAUCCAUCACCUCGGAAUUCGCAUUCAGUCUUUUGUCGAUUACUGCAUUGGCCACUGAUGUAACGAAUUUUAGGAGCUAUAUUUGCAUUGAAAGAAAAUUUUGCAACAUAGUGCAGGUCCAAGAAAGCAUAUAACUAGAAAGAGAGAAUAGUCUGGCAUUGUUGUUGGUGGCACGUUUACCAGCACCUCAGGUGCGCGUCAUCUGUGUGGUGGUUUCUUUUUUUUUUCCUCACGUCAAGUGUUUACGUGGAAGCGUCGACACACUGCCAAGAUAUGGCUGCCAAUGACUCACGCUCUCUGCCCCAGAGAAGUACUAGUGAAAAGAAGAAAAAUAAAAAACAUGGUGCUAAGUGCUACAAUCAACUCAAGGACCUGUUUGGAUCGACAUUCGACUACGAAAUCCUUAUGUCGGUCGCAAAAAGCUGCCAAUAUGAUUUGGACGCAUCGGUAUCUGCUUUAUUGAAAAUGACCGAGACUGGGCUAGAACAGCCACAGCCAGAUUACGAUCCGUGGAGGGAUGAAACAUUACCAUGGGAGCAAAAAGAAGAGACAAACUUGGAUCACGAUACUCACAUCAAUCAUGACCCGAGUCUUUAUUUUUUAUCCUCCGACGACAAAGAUGAACUACACAGACAGCGCGACAAAUUUGCAAAGUUCGAACAAGAUAGAAUAGCCACGGAGAAUGUAGACGUAUCAGAAGGAACCAAAAAAAUCGGCACCACGUCUCUCUGUGGUUUGAAGGUGCAGUACCGCCCCAAGGGUGUGGUGCAUCAAUACGACGACGACGACGCGGACGUCGUGGUCGAAGGUGACUGCGAGAGCUCCGACGAGUCCGAAGCUAAUACACCCGAGCAGUCUAAAUAUUUUGGUUUGGUUAACAGUCCGACUCCAUCUGCUCAAAGCCCUCCCAAGAGUACCCUAACACGGAUGAUGGACAAUGCCGGAAUUUCUUCGCCACCUUCAUUCCCACCACGACAAUCGGACAAUUCGUGGGCCUUAAAACGCAUAAGAGAAGAAAUCGACAAGGGCUAUAAGGUUCUGAUUUUAUUGCGCGGUGUGCCUGGUAGUGGCAAGUCCUACCUAGCUCGUAGCAUUAUAGAUCAAACGCCCGAUACCACCUACAACAGCCACGUGUUCAGCGCCGACGACUACUUUCUGCGUUCUGGUGUUUACAAGUACGACCCAAAGCAGUUGAGGGAGGCUCAUCAGUACUGUCAAAGAAAUGCCUGUCAAGCGAUGAGAGAAGGCCGAAGCCCCGUUUUAAUCGACAACACCAACACCGAGGUGUGGGAGAUGGAACCAUACGCUGCGGCAGGGGUGGAGUACGGCUAUAUCGUAGAAAUCCUGGAGCCGCAGACCCCGUGGGCGAGGAAGGUUCACGAGCUAGAAAAGAAGAACACCCACAAUGUACCCAGAAGCAAGAUCCAGGUGAUGCUGAACCGCUACGAGUGGAACAUAAGCGGGGAUCGCUUGCUCAGGAUUUCCAAUCUCGAAUACAAGCCGCGCAACAAACCACCGCAGUUGCGUCACUGGCCGCGUUUACCAGACACCCAGGCCCAGAGUUGCGUCACCACGCCUACGAUUCAGCAAAGAAGCCAAGCGUCCAAUUAUAUUUCUGCACAGCCCAAGACUACCGUUGAUGAUGAGCCCAAGGCUACCGCAGGUGCUAUCAAAGCACGACUAGCAGAGAAUCCAUACGUUGGUGAUGCUUUGGAGACCAUAGCACGAGAAUAUUCCGAAAUGCAAAUAAAAAGUGGAGGUAGUAGCUCAUUCACUGCAGGCUGUUCGUUUAGGGAAAACAACUCGACAAAUGCAGAAAAAUUAGGUCCCAUUGGCUGUGAGAGAAUCCAUCCUCUCGCGCUGCCCGUAGCUGAUGAAAAUAAAGAGCCUUCAUAUUUGAUUACGGAUUCAAACAACAAGACGAAUGUCUUAGCUGACGAUCAAACCGAAAUCGAGGAAGCAACUGUGGGUAAAAAUGCAGAGGGUCUGCGAGACAAUGAUCAGUAUGAUGAUGCAAACACAGUUGCCAUAUUAUCCAAGUGCAAGGAAUUUACAGUUCUUAUCGACGGUGUAAAAUUAAGUAGCUGUUGGACUAUGAAGGAUUCAGCUGAGCAGGUAACAAACACCGGUCCAACAGGUUUUGUAAAUGAUGGCAUGUCUGGCUAUUCUGAGAGAUCAACUACGAAAGAUAAGCCCGAAACAACUUCUGAAACAGUGGAAGCAACAAAAGGAGCCACAUGCACAAAUGAGCCGGAAGUAUCGCCGACACAGAGUGAUAAUGGUAGCAGUAACAACAGCAAAGGCAGCAGUUUCGAGAGAAUUUCCGAUGUUGACGUAGUUUCAUUAGAUUCGAGUGACACUGAGCUCAGUCCGGAUCCAGAAUUCAAGAAAAAUGCCGAAACCGUAGAUAUUGAAAGCGUUGAAAACUUAUUAGUCAUAAAGAACGAUUUGUCGGACUUGGAGAGUAGUUCUUACGAGACUGCUGAUUCCAUCAUCGUCAUAGAUCAACAGCCGGAUAAGUCCAUACAGCAGAGUACUGAUGAAGAUAACGCCAAGGCUUUUGAUCAGUCCACUUCGGCAAGUAAAAGCGAAGAUGUACCACAAAAGGAAUCGUUUGAAUCUAACGUCAUUGGUAGCGAGGCAAGCAGUUUAACCAUCGAAGCCCAGCUCCGGGAUGUCAGUUCGAAUUUUCUGCUGAUCGAGCAGCUGGAUUCUGUGGAAGAACGCAGGACCCUGGUUUUAGAAGAGGACAUUGAAAAACAGGAUUCUGAUGCUAACGGACCAGAAAAAUCUAAAAGUGAACAAACGAAGAACUUGCAAUCCUGGGAUGUCUUUGAAAAAAAUGUGUCCAAAGAGCCUAUAGACAAGGUACUUGGUGGUAAAGUUUCCUCUCACGACGCAUCCCAAAAUACGUUACUCCAAGAAGAAAACGCGUUUCCAAUCAAUUGGACUGAAUCGUCUUUCCCGGUCGACAGCGCGAAUCCGAACUACUUUUCUCUGAAAAAUACAACCGAGGCUAUACCAGAAAUGUCAGAUUGUAGUACUAACACGGAUCCGUACGAUUUCAACGUGGCCUACCUUGGCGGAAUCGACGGCUACAAGGUCAUCAACGGUGUCAGUCGGAGCAUCAACGAUUCAUCUGUGCAGCCAAUCAACAAUCAAGCACAGCACCUACCACUAAAGCUUAUGUUGGACAAGGGCUCAAUGACGAACAGCACGAGUGUCAUUGGUACCGACAUCACGUUGUAUCUUGAAAAUGAAACUGAACCAGAAGACAGGAGCGAAGAGUUCCUCGAACGAUUUCACCAUCUGCCUCAAGACUUGCUGUUGGAAGUAUAUCACAAAUUAUGCGCGCGAGACUUCAAUUGGGCCGUGGAUUACAUAAGCCAUCUCUGCUCCGGAGACAUCACAAGUUACAAGCAUGUUGAGCCUGUUCUUGAUAGCCGUUUUGACGAUUCACCGGUUUCGACACGAGCACGGCAGCGGUCGAGCAGCUCGGAGUCCUCCUCGUACGAUAACACGGGAUCGCCGAAACACACGCGAAGCAAAAAGAAAAAGAAAAACAAGAAAAGCAAGUGCUUGCUCUCGGAUGAUAAAUUGAUGCUUAAGCAGGAACUUGAGAUGAAAAUCCAGAUGAACGAGGAGAGCUACCCCGAGCAUGUCUUGAAAAUCAAGCGCUGGAAGAAUCGCGAGUUUGAUGAGCCUGUUCCAGACUUUAUGACGUUUGAUGAAGAAGUUGCCACUGGGACGGAUGUAGUGACGAUGAUUGCUGGAAAAGAGAUCAAAUUCACGGAUACUCAAGCAGAGGUAGAACCAGAGAAGCAAGUAGAAAAAAAAACCAACAUUAAUGAAGAAGAUGCGUUUAUUGACGACGACGAAGAGAUGGUCGAGCUCAACAUUGGAUCCGAUUGCAUCAGACAGCUGGAAAAAAUGUUUGGUGGUGGUGAUUUUGACAACGACGGCAUAUUUCCCGUCAUUCAAAUACCAAAAUCAAUGGCUCAACAACUACAUGGUUUCUGGAUCGAGACGAUGAAUCAGCAAUUCUGGCGAAUGCAGGAGCAGCUUGAUUUAAUGAUCGCCAAAGACGCCGAAUAUGCUAGAUCACUGCUUAAUGAACCUGAUGAUGUAGCAGGGAGACCGGAAGUGCCCAAUUUAAAGGAAAUUAUGGACAUGGAGAUGGCACUUGCUACGUAUAAAAACGAUAACCGUAAACAUAAAAAGCAGCUGCCAGCAGAGAUUAAGCAAAAAGUGACACAAGAUACCUUGUACGAGAUGUACCCGGACUUUGACCGGAAAAUAGUAUUGGACAUUUAUGAAGCUCACGAACGAGAUUUUGAGGAAACAUUCAACGUUUUGAAAGAAAAUUCUCCUCAGCAGAAAUCGUGCAUCACCAUGGCCGACGUGCUUAAAAAACGAAAAAAUUUAAUUGACGAAUUGCACAAGGAGAGUAGCACACCGAUCCAAAAUCUGCUGAGCCAGGCAGGAGCUUCCGCGGAGGAUGAUCGCAACUACGGAUAUGAUAACGACGAUGACGACGACGAGGAAAUGAGUUACGGCAGAGCCAUGCAAAUCGCUCGCCUUGCUCGCGCGGAAGCGCGCAGGCAGCUUGACCGUAGGAAUGAAAAUUAUCACAAAGCCCAGGAAGCGUAUAGAAAAAAAAAUCCCGACGUUGCGGCUUAUUACUCCGAUGUGGCCAAACUUUACAUGAAAAACGCGGAGAGAGAAAACGAAAGGGCGGCAUCUGCUUACCUUGUAGCUCAGCUGUACUUGAACGAUCCAGAUGAUAAAUUGGAUUUGCAUUAUUUGCGCGUGUCCGAAGCCAUAGAGGCCCUCCAUAUUCACCUCGAUACGCAGCUGGAGAAAAUGGCCAGUGGCGCCCGCAAGCGUAUCCUUAUCAUCACAGGCAGAGGUGCUCGUAGCACCAGUGGUAAAAGCAAAAUCAAACCUGCUGUGGCCAAGGAACUCGAUAAAAGAAAUAUUUACUUUUCUGAAGUGAAUCCAGGAUUGUUGCGGGCCGUUUUGAAAAAGCAAUAAGAGACUCCGUUAAAGAUGAGUUUUGCGUUUAUCAGAUUUAAAAAAAUAGUAUAUACCUUUUGUAUUAUUGUCAACUCUUGCUACUGUACAAGUAUUCUCAGUAGUAUUAUUUACUUCAUUGUAUCAGUGAAUUUUUGAAGAAAGUAAUCUUCAACCUAGACAGGUGAUUCAUAAUUUUUACUUUGAAGUACGAUUCGGUCAACCACUUACAGUUGAUUUUUUUUUUUUUUUUUUUUUUUUAUAUUACGAGCGAACGAGUGGCGUAUACUUGAAAGCACCUCUUUUCUACUUUUAACCUAUUUUUGUAUACAAUUUAAAAAAAAAAUGUACGUUUACAGUUAUGUAAAUAAAUAUGCCCACGUUUCGAAAAAAAGAAAAAGGAUGAAAAAAGUAACCUUCGAAAUCCAGUACAGUUGAUUCCUAAAACAUUCGUUUUCCAAACAUAACGUGAAUAAUUGCGUGUUUUCUUCAAGAUACCAAUAUUGUUGCAAUAAAAAUUAUUUU
Copidosoma floridanum is the source of this 5700-nucleotide messenger RNA. RefSeq lists its product as uncharacterized. Gene Ontology annotation, molecular function: endonuclease activity; ubiquitin binding. NCBI's taxonomy places the organism in Eukaryota, Metazoa, Arthropoda, Insecta, Hymenoptera, Encyrtidae. Gene Ontology annotation, cellular component: nucleus. The record is from RefSeq and is a predicted model, not a curated record.